Messenger RNA from Diuraphis noxia (Russian wheat aphid), 6721 nucleotides. RefSeq lists its product as uncharacterized. Gene Ontology annotation, cellular component: plasma membrane. The record is from RefSeq and is a predicted model, not a curated record. Gene Ontology annotation, molecular function: protein binding. Lineage: Eukaryota; Metazoa; Arthropoda; Insecta; Hemiptera; Aphididae.
CCUCGCGCGGCGUGACGGUACUCCGAGUCCGAGGUUUUGCGGUCGCCGUCGUCAUCGCCAGCGCACGUGCGUCGUCCACCCGUAGACAAUCGCGACGAUCGCAGAUAGAUAAUAAGAAUAAUAAUAUAUUGUACCGCAACGCGUCCGGGGACAGUCGURUCGUAACCGCCCUCUCCGCUUCGCAAACGGACGAUGCCGGUCCGAGGGUAGAUUUGAAAUUUUUUUUUUUUAAAGUUCGUUUGCCGCGGUUUUUUCUCCCCCCUCCCGCCGACCGGUACCGCCGCAGCAGUAACAGUACCAUCGCGACGACGUAAUGACUAUUACGAGGACGGAAACUCCAACACCGCCACGGCCUCGACGGACCGUCUUCGUCGGAGUGCCUCGUCCCACGGCCGUCGUGGCGGUGCUGGCCACGGUUGCUGUGGCCGUGGCCGGUGGCAGUGGUGGCGCGUACGCAAGGCUCACGUCCUCCAGAUCGGCCGCCUGUACGCUUUCCGAAUUCGAGUGCUCCUCCUCGUCGUCUACUGCAGCCGACGAAGACGACGACGACGCCACCACGGCCACCGCCACCGUACGCUGCGUGCCGUCUAUCAAGUACUGCGACGGCCGGCGUGACUGUCCGGACGGAUCAGACGAACCGCAUUACUGCACACCAUGCAAUCGAACUUAUUACGGAGAUGUCGGAAAAACGUACGAAUUUGAAUUACAUCGUCCGAAACCCGACAAAUUACCAUUCAUCUGUUUUAUAAAACUCGUGGCACCAGGUCAUCAUUUGGGAGAUUUAAUACAAGUGACUUUGGACAGUUUCACCAUUGGGCGGUUUGCUUCGUACACAAAUGCUGGAUGUCCGGAUGGUGACCUGCACAUCACUGAAUCUGACAGGCCGGCUGUGUCUGGUGGAUGGUGCGGUACAUCUUGGGCACCGGCCCACUACUACAGCGAGACGAAUUCUAUCACUUUGCUGGUCCGGUUAUACACGCUAUCCAGCCUGGACAACACGGGUUACAACUUCGACUUCCGACUGGGCUACAAAAUGCUUAACCGGAACCGUGCGGUCGUCCGGUACGGCGAACAAAAAAUGUUUGCGAGAGUAAACGAAUCGUUUCACAUGGGUGACCUCAUGGAAGGCACGUACUGCUCGCGGAUAUUCAGCAACUGCGACAAGAAGAGGUGCGUGCUGCAGUCACCCAACUACCCUGGGCUCUAUCCAAGAAACUUGACUUGCUACUACGCCAUCCGACAACACUCGAUACCGUAUGGCCACCAGGCGUUGAUAUCCAUCACACAGCCGUACAGUCGUCUGGUUUCGAUCAAGACGGACCGGAUGAAUCCCGAAGGAGCUGACCCGAAGCCCGUCGAACGGAAGGACUGGAGCAAGUGUGAUAAUGUACCGGAUUUUGUGACGGUUUAUGAUGGAUACACAACUAGAGAUCCGAUUUUGUUGAGAUUCUGUGGAUCAGGUGAAACUGUGCCUGUGACAACAUCUAGUGGGCCUGAACUGUUGGUUCAAUUUUCUACGUCACCAUAUGGCACUCUGAUGUAUCCAUUUGGUCCACUUCACGGUUUUCAACUUCAAGUUCAAGUACACUUUGUGGAAAUCGAAUCGAUCAAGUACACAAAAAACAAGCGAUGUGAAUUCUGGAUACGGAACACGGGCCGUGGAUGGUUACACGCACCUUAUCACUCUUUGCCGGAGAACACAACGUGCUGGUACCAUCUACAAGCCACCCCGACAGGUGUCGCGGCUGCCGGAUAUCCAGUGGAUCGUGAAUCUGGUUCCGGUCCCAGGUACAAGGUGUGGGUAUCCGUACUCAAGUUUUACGUGACGGGCCCGCAAACCCGGGACUGCACGACCAACCUGAUGGUGUGGGACGGUAGCUCAUCUUGUCAUCCGUUCUGUGAUUCGAGAAACGUCUCGUCGUCCGUUUACCAGCACAASAACAGCACGCUGUUGGCCAACUACUGUCCCGGCCAAUCUCCAAGGUCUUGCGAUCAUUUCCUGUUGACCCGGCAACAGCGUCCGUGCACGCUAUCAGAGAGUUUUCUGUCCACGUCCCGGUCGCUCACCGUCCAGUUGAACAUACAACACGCCACGGCUCUCAGACCCGUAUCGUUUAAAGCUCUAUACGAAUUCGUCGACCUUCACCAGGACGGAAGCUCGUGGCCCGAAACCGGAAGUAUGUGCUCCAGGAUUUUCCGAAGGCCCACGCACUCACCUUCUAGUACAAUAGCCAUCCGUUCGCCUAAAAACGUAUUCUUUUACGGAAGAGGAGGCAAUAAAAAUUUAAGUUGCGUAUUCAGACUGGAAGGACAGCCCGGCGAUGUGGCUAAGGUGACAAUACUUAAGAUCAGUUCGGGAGACCGGAGUUGUUAUAGCCGUUUGAACAAAGACCGAGGUACUUUACAGUGCGUGGGCGACAUCGGAUCGUCUCUGAGUGUUUUUGAUGAGGUGAACGGACCUAAAACCAUGCUGGUGCCAAGGCACUGUUUGUGUUCGACCAACGCGUCCCUGUUGCCGUAUACGUUUGUCACGUUGGGCUCGAAGGCUUCGAUGGUGUGGGACGUAUCCAACAUGAACUCCACCGAAGACUUCCGACUUCACUACUUCGAGGCCACCGUGCAAUUCGUCAGGAGAGAGGUGGUGCCGAAACGAUGUGAGGUGAAGAGCAACCUGCUGACCGGUCCAGGCGGCCAUUUCACGUUUCACUCGCAUCACAACACCACGUGCGAAUCCCACUUCGUCAUACUUACGCAAAAACAGUUCACCAACAGCUAUCUGUACGCUAAGUUGCCCGGGUUGGCGAUGCCGGAUUCAUCGCACGCGGUGCCAAACAACACACAGCACGUGCACUGUCCGACCAACAAUCGGUUCAUAGUACACGCCGGCGACACGAGCCACACAGUCGUUUGUCCGGAUCCGUACUACACAGUUGAGGUGUUUUCAGAUGGAUGGCACACCAGAGACGUCAUGUCUAAUUCUUCACGAGAUAUCGUCAUCGAGUUCAUUCCAAUCGAUCCGGGAUCGUACACAGUGUCUUGGAUACAACUCUCGUCCAGGAUUCGAGCAGACGGGCCGUACUGUCACAGUCAGUGUCCGGAGCUUGAGGCGUGCAUCAACGAGUCGCUGUGGUGCGAUGGCGUGGAACACUGUCCUUCCGGUUACGACGAAUCGUUCGGGUACUGCAUGCACCUGCUCUACACGCACCUGGUAUACAGCAUCGCUCUGACCGUGGCCAUCAUCAUCGUGGCCGUGUCGUCGGGGCUCACCGUCUUGUGGUUCCGGCGGUUCCGGUCGGCGACAUCCGCGGCAGCCAGAUGCCGGAGCCUGCAGUCGGCCAAGUCCGCGGAGACGGAGGCGGUCGUGUCGGCGCGCGACGUGGUUUACUGACAUCAGGUCAACGACGUAGUGCACUACGUCGAAUACGAUCGCGUCACCACCGUCUGAUCGGAAGCGGGCAAUCACCGCCGCCGUCGUCAUCAUCAUCAUAAUCAAUACGCGCGUGCCUAUAAUUAUUAUACAUUAAAAUAAUGUAGCUCCCAUAAUUUAUACACCAGAGGUAUUUAAACUGUGUGUCGCGGCUCCCAGCCGUGUCCUAUAAUUGAAAAUCAAUAUUAAAUAUUUAGUUAUUUUUUCUUCAUAUAAUAUUAUGAUGUCAUAUGACGAAUAAAUAAUUAAUAUAAAUUAUACGCAUAUGCAUUAUAAACAUUGAUUUUUUGUCAUUUAUAAUUUGGGAUCCGUCAACAUUUUGUGAUGACCCAAAGUAGACGUGAGAUGAAAAAGUUUGAAUACCUCUGUUUCAUACCAUUGCCGUGGCGUUAUGCCCGAUCUACACGUGGCUAGUACUUCAUACUAGGGUAGCAAUAGAUAAUGACAUAUUUAUAUAUUUAUAUUGUAAAGCUAGAAAUCUAUACCGAAGAAUUAACUAUAGACAUAAUAUAGCGAGAGUGAUUCAAGUCAGAAUGGUUUAAUAAGGUGAAGUUUUGUUUUUUGACUAAAUGGUUAGUAAUAAGCCAGGAUAAUCACUGUAUAAGUACUAGGUAUCGCAAUCAUUCUAUCCUAGCUUGAAAUACUAGCCUUGUGUAGACCGGGCAUUAAGGAGAGACAUUUAUUUCAUUUUAUAAAAUACGCGUUUUUUGGGGGGAGAGAGAGGGGAGGGAAUCUCAUCCAAAAACGUCUAUUAUUGCCACGGGUACAACUCAUUUACAUUACUAUAAAUAAUGUAUACAUUUUAGGAAUUAUGGUUGUGCAGUGUAAUGAAUGGUACAGAGUUUUCGUUGCGAAAGUUGAUGAUAUUUUAUUGGGUGAACGAAUACCGUAAUCAUAGACCGACGCGUCAACAGAGUAUCGAAUAUUAUUUGGGGGAGAAAAAAACAUUAUGUCACGCGCCGUGCGGAAAAGACUUUUGGUUUGAGUGCGGCGUGCGAGACUUGCGACUGAUGUUGUACGUAUAUGCUUUAUUAUUUUUUCUCUUUCUUUCUCUCUUUUCAUCGCCAAAUCACAUGGUUCGCAGGAUUCGGGCAACUGAACGCCAACGCCUCCUCAUGCUGUACCCGUCCCGCGCGCCCCACCCAAAGCCAAUAAUAUCAGUCCUGAUCAGCAGGCCGUGAAAUCGACGUUAUGCUCGAUCCAAACAUAUAUUAUCUGACUCGACCUAGUUAAUUCUUUUUUCGCCGCAGACAUCGCCACCGCCACCGUCGCCACCGCUCGACGGUCGCCAAAUUUCGGUCGUAAUUUUCUGACUUGUAAAAACAAAAUAUCCGAACCGUGCAAUAUCGUUGUUAUUGCGUACACCGCACGCUCUCAUCAAAUGGUGGAUAAGAGGGUUUGGGGGUGAGGGUCUAUCCGGCGGCAGAUUUGUUUUGCAAUUUCGCGUGAAGUCCAAUAUUAUAUCACAUAAACAUAAUGUUAUAUUAUUAUGCGGACCCCGAGGACGUACGAGAAUAUUAGCUAAUAUAACGCGAUCAUAUUCAAUGAAACCGAAAUAUUUUUCCAAUGAUUUCGCAAUGUAUGAAAAAUGAAUUUCGAACCAGUGGUCGUUUAGACAUUUAAUUACAUUUUAUUUUUAGAUUGAACGUAGAGGAAAUUAGAUACCUUGCAAAAUAUUGGUGCACUUCUCCGCUCGUCCCAAUUUAUGGCGAGUAUUUUAAGUUUUGUUCGCAGUUCGAAGUUCGAUUUGUUUAUAACGUAUUCUGCUUCGGCGUAUGAAACUAAAAUUUAGGUAUCUAGUAAUAUUUACGAAAUAAAAAAAAAACAUAUAAAUACAACACAAAAUAUUAGGUAUAGGUAAAUGCAGUUUUAGUUCACAUGCGAUUUUUUUGAUUUUUUUCUCCAAAUAAAUGUCUGUUUUAAUGCAUUGAAUACAAAACUCAAAACUAAUUCAAAAAUUUUCGCAAAUCAUUAUUUGGAAGUUAUAUCUUUCCAAAGUUUACGAUUUUACGUAUUUACACAUGCAUGCGCUAAACGCCGUACUUUUCUUUCCUACGUUUUCGUAUUGGAUUGUCACCUCUCAUUUAUGUUAUUUUAUCUUAAAUGUUCACAUAUCCACAAUAAUUGUUUUGUCCCUGUUACAUACUUGAAGUGGAUUUGCAUAUCAAGUCGAAGGAUAUUUUCGAUUUGCGAAGCGGAGCAAUUGGGCCGAGGAUGAAGAGUGUAGCGGCCGGUACACGCGUAGUCAUUGCCGAGGGAUAAUGUUAAUAUGUUUUAUUUGAGUUAUCAAGGUAAUUGGCAUAUUUCCAUUCAUCAUAAAAAUUUUUUUUUAAUUAGUUUGGCUAAAAUGUACUUUACCAUCCCUUGCAAAUUCAAUUUUUUUUUUGGAACUUACUUACAUUAACUAUUUAAAAAUAAUAGUCGAUACAGAAUUUGUCAGUUAAGGUUUGUAUUAAUGCAAAUUAAUUUUUUUUUAAACAUAAAUGUUUACCGAACAAAUACAAUUUCGUGAUAAGAAAAAAAAAUUACCCAAAUAAUAUAUUUAUAUAUAUUAAUAACCUGAAUACAUCAAAGGAUAAAGGAACAAGUUUUUGCGCAUUUUCGAUUAAUACAAAACAUAUGAUAUGUACCUAUAUGUAACCUCCUCUGAAUGGCUACACAUUAUUUCGUGUUUCAUUCGGACCAGACCGCAAAGAAGUUCUGAGUUCUGAGUAGAAAACCUUUGAACAGCUAGCGUAUAUUAACUAUUUGUAAUAAACUAACAGCCGUGGAACAUAUCGCUAAGAUUUACUAAUUUAUCAAAUGGUGGUGUAAUAUAUAAUAACACUCUCAUCAGUUUCUCACCUCGCGUUUUAAAUUAAUUAGUAAAUAGUACGUGGUAUGUGUAAUAUAAUAUGUAAACGUAUAUAAUGUACUAUGUACUGUGUAGACCUACACAUGGGUCAAGUAAAAUUGACAUUAUAGAUACAAUCGUGAUAUAUCCACAAAACACGAUCAACCUCCUACCAAUUUUUAUCUUUUAGUAUUGAUAAUUUUAUUGAUAAAUACCUGCACAUAAAUAUCAUAUUAUUUAAAUAGGUACUUAAGAUUUCGAUUAGAUAUAGAUAGAAGGCGCAUACCCAUUUUGUGAUAGUACAAAUGUUUCUUUUAUGUCAAACGAUAUCCGCCUUUCUUAUCAUGUGAAUUGUUAAUCACUUUAUUUUUGGAAACUUUUUAUGAAUGUCUAUCGAUAUUUAAAUUAGUAGUUUUCGAGUUUUCAGAUUGUAUGUAUAGGUACCUACUAAAGAAUAAUAA